UUUUGUUUUUUUUAAGAGAUGGCAAACAUUUCGCCGUUGUUGUCGCUCAUCGCAAUCCUCCUAUCAUCCAUCAUGAUCAACCACCUUCCCGUGGCAAGCUCAAAACAGUGGUGUGUGUCAAAACAGACGGCCAAGGAUGAGCAGCUAGAAGAUAACAUCAAUUUUGCGUGUAGUAAUGGGAUUGAUUGUAGACCAAUCCUACCGAGUGGAGCAUGUUUUAAACCCAAUACUACAAUAAGCCAUGCAUCAUAUUUGAUGAACGAUUAUUAUCAAAGCCAUGGCCGAACCAACGAGGCAUGUCUGUUCUAUUUCCCAAAUAGUGGCAUACUCACUUCCACGGACCCUAGUUACAAUCAAUGUAUCUAUAAAUAG
This is a messenger RNA of Camelina sativa (false flax), 372 nucleotides long. Lineage: Eukaryota; Viridiplantae; Streptophyta; Magnoliopsida; Brassicales; Brassicaceae. The record is from RefSeq and is a predicted model, not a curated record.